ACGUUGAUUUCCGGCUGUCAAAUAUGGCGGCCUCCUGAUGUUUACAGUCUGAGCCGGUGUCUGAAUUUGUAGACAUAAAUGAUCGAUAGUAACACUUGAUAGUUUAGAUUUCUGCUCAUAUCAUGGCUCCGUCUGACAGCACUGUCAUCUUUCGUAUCUGUGGAUCAUUGGAGUUUUCGUGUUGGUUGGAGAACUCUAACGUCUCACAAUCACAGAGAUCGCUGUCAACGACUUUCAAUGACUUGCGUGCCAAAGUGAGAGAGGAGUCAUUCGUUUUCCAUGUGUGCAACAGUCCAGUAUUCAUUUGGCCAAAUCAAGACUGCCAAGCCACUGCAGGAAAUGUUACAGCCAAUACGCCAUGUGGAGACCUCCAGAAACAUAUUGAAGUAGAGGACUGGAGUGGAGGGGGUAAGAAGAAAAGGAAAGACAAGAAACAUGUGUUGACGGUCAUUAAUUUGACUUUGAUGGCGGAGGUGACAGUACCAGGAGAGGAGAGCUGUCCUGCUCCUUACCUUUCCACUGAGAAGAAGCGCCACCCUUUGAGCAUGAUCCUCCCCAUGGACUGUGUGAUUUCCACAGCUGCUGAGGAGAGUGUUGUAACUGUUUGUGAGCGUCUCAUUGGGGCAUUGUGUUGUCAGUUGUCUGACAUGGAGAGAGUUGUCACACAGCACAUGAAGGGAACAGCCAUUCCUGUUCCUCAGCCGCUGCACUUCAUGUUACCUGAACCUAACGGACUGGUCAGCGUGGUGUAUCCUGCUAAUGUAUCUGAGAACCAGCUGGAGUCAUAUAGAAAGGAGCUGCACAAAAAAUACAACCUCUCAGAAGACAGGCCAUACUUCAGGCGUGCAAAUGCUUAUCACUUUCCUGACCAGCCGUACAAAGAUGGCUACCUCCGCAAUCCUCACGAACACCUUAAUCACCCAAACCUUGAGGGAGCUAAUCUGUACCUGGUGCAGGGUGUGUACAGCUACCACCACUACAUGCAGGACCGUGUGGAUGAUAACGGCUGGGGCUGCGCCUACCGCUCGCUGCAGACCAUCUGCUCGUGGGUCCAGCAGCAGGGUUAUGUGGAGCGGACGGUGCCCACCCACAAGGAGAUCCAGCAGGCGCUUGUUGAUGUGGGAGACAAGCCUGCUGCCUUUGUGGGCUCACGCCAGUGGAUCGGCUCAAUCGAGGUGCAAGCUGUGCUGGAUCAGCUGCUGAACGUCACAUCCAAAAUCAUGUUUGUCAGCCAAGGCUCUGAGCUAGCCACAAAAGGACGAGAGCUAGCAAACCAUUUUGAGACUGAAGGAACCCCAGUCAUGAUUGGAGGUGGCGUACUAGCACACACCAUCCUUGGUGUUGCGUGGAGCGAGAGCUCGGGGGAGAUCCGAUACCUCAUCCUGGACCCUCACUACACUGGUGGGGAGGACAUUCAGACCAUCACUGAGAAGGGCUGGUGUGGAUGGAAAGGGCCUGAUUUUUGGGACCAGCAGGCAUACUACAACCUUUGCCUUCCUCAAAGACCCAAGACCAUAUGAGUGUUAGUGUGAGUGUAUGAAAGAACUAGAGGAUGGGGAGAUCUAUCAAUG
This is a messenger RNA of Sardina pilchardus (European sardine), 1571 nucleotides long. It is a transcript of the gene ufsp2, whose product is annotated as ufm1-specific peptidase 2. The coding region runs from base 123 to 1520 and encodes 465 amino acids. NCBI's taxonomy places the organism in Eukaryota, Metazoa, Chordata, Actinopteri, Clupeiformes, Clupeidae. The record is from RefSeq and is a predicted model, not a curated record. The transcript has 12 exons.